Messenger RNA from Elgaria multicarinata webbii, 2056 nucleotides. RefSeq names its product ras-related protein Rab-10-like. Gene Ontology annotation, cellular component: recycling endosome; Golgi apparatus; insulin-responsive compartment. Gene Ontology annotation, biological process: cellular response to insulin stimulus. The transcript has 6 exons. Lineage: Eukaryota; Metazoa; Chordata; Lepidosauria; Squamata; Anguidae. The record is from RefSeq and is a predicted model, not a curated record. Gene Ontology annotation, molecular function: GTPase activity; GTP binding; myosin V binding. The coding region runs from base 54 to 683 and encodes 209 amino acids.
UUUCGGUUCCCUCCUGACCCGGGAGCAGCACGGCCACCUCUCGCUGCCGGCCCAUGGCUCAGCAGCCGGGUGUCUGUGAGGCGCAGAAGCUGCUGAUGGCCAAGAUCGUGAUGGCCGGCGACUCCUGCGUGGGGAAAACGUCUAUCCUGAGGCGCUACACCGAGUUCUGCCCAGCCACGCUGUCGACGCCCGCUUCCUAUAUCGCCACCAUUGGCAUUGAUUUCAAAGUAAAAACAAUUUCAUUUAACGACACAACUAUGAAACUUCAAAUAUGGGACACCGCUGGCCAGGAACGAUUCCAUACCUUUACUACUAGUUUUUUCCGUGGAGCACAUGGAUUUGUUCUUGUCUAUGAUAUCACAAGUACUGAGAGUUUUCAAGGAAUUGCACGCUGGAUGAAAGAUAUACACGAGAAAACAGAUGAAAAUGUAGAAAUUAUACUGUUGGGUAACAAGUGUGAUAAGGAGACAGAACGUGCAGUUUCAAAAAACAGAGGGGAAAAGCUUGCUUGGGAAUAUGGAAUACCCUUUUUUGAGACCAGUGCAAAGGACAAUAUAAACAUUGAAGAUGCAUUUUCAGUGCUAGCCAAAGAAAUAUUGAAUAAGAGCUCCUGUAUACUGCUUGACUUAGAUGUGGUGGACCUUAGUGAAAAAACACAAAAGAGAGCUUGCUGCAAACUGUGACUGGCAGUUUUGUCUUGCUUCUGAUCAUGUUCUCUAUUUUGUACAUAAAUUUUAUUUGUACAUAAAUACUCUUGAACCUUUUAGAUAUUAAAGGUACACAAAAUUUUGAUUUGUUUAAGUAUUUAUAUUAACAAAGCAACAGCAGUAAUUGUCCACUAACAUUUUAUUUAAUUGUCCGUUACAAAUAUUUAAAAUAAAUAAAUCUUACGUUUUGCACUUAAGGACAGUCCUGGACUAUUAAGUUUCCUCAGAUGCAAGUAUAACAAACAUGUACUACUUUCCACAAAACGUGUACUUUUGUGAAAAUGUUGGCCAACACUGGUUGUUUAUACUGUAAACUUAUGAGGAAGAAGGGUGAAUUAAAUGGAGUGAAAAUAGAUCUGAAAAGAGUUCAUGCAAUAGUAUUCUAGUAUUUACAACGUUACAAGAAGCAAAUCCAGCUUCUGAGAUGGCUUAAAAUUUAAAAUUCAAAUGGGUAUGGGUAAAGCAGCCUUCCCCAAUCUGGUGCCUUCCAGAUGUGUUGGACUAUAUCGCCCAGCAUGAGCUGGUUGGGGAUGCUGGAUGUUGUAGAGAAAAAGAAAAGAGAAUUGCUUUUUCAUAUCUCAUCACUUGCGACAGAACAUUUUAAAAAUAGGACUGUUUACCAAUUCAUUCAAAACUAAUUCCACAAAGUUUUAUAUAACUUGAUUUGGCCCUAAAACAAAAGGGACAUAUGCAGCAAAAAUACAUGAUACACACCUGCCUGAGUUAUAUUGUUUAGAAAAUUAGAUCAGAAAGAAGGCUAGGCUAGAACCUGAUGUGUUAGAUUCCAUAACUAGGAAGCUCUUUCUUGCAGUACUAUGUGGUAAAGUCCAGGAAGGGAUGAUUUCAAGGGAGAUUUCAGCUGAGGAGGGGGAAGUUUAAUUUUCCUAUACCACAUGCUGCAACGGACACACAUUUAUUUAUCUAUUUAUUUAAGGUGAUUUUGAUGGGAAGUUAGUUGGCUGGCUGUAACUUCUGUGAAAUUUAGAUGAAGCCUAUUAUUUCAAAAUGUGCCUAUUCAGAUAUAAAUUGGCAUGUGCAGGUUUGUGUCCUAUGGGCCUGGGCCCCAAAUCUUAAGUGCCUAGCAAUGCUCCAAGCUCUUAGGUCUGUAUCCAAUGUUAGUCCCACUUAAAGUAACUUAAGUCUGAUUCACUUUAAUGGAUCUACUUUAAGUAGGACUAACAUUGAAUAGAACCCUAAGUAUAUUUCUUUACAAGCCACUUUGUUAGUGUUUAGGUUUGUUUCUAGAUAAUGUAAAUGUUUUUCAGAGUAGCUUUCUAAUAAAUGUUAACCAGCUUCUUCAGGAAAGGGAAACUGAAAAAUUGCUAUAUACAAAUCUUGAAAUAAUAAUA